AUGGGUGUGCAUGAGGAUGGAGUGGCAUUGUUUCAUUGUUUCCCAGGAGGAGAGACUGCAGCUGUGGAGGUUCGAAGAAUCUUCGGGACUCCUUUUGUUGCAAAGCAGCUGCAAGACAGAGGCACCGCGAAUCUUGGAGGCUGCACGAAUGGAUUCGGCGCGAGGUUCUGCCGCUCGCUCUGCGCGGGGAACAGAGUGGAGCUGUGCGUCCCGGGUCCGGCAGGGGGCGCUGUGAUGGCACCACGUGGCCACGAGAGGGCGCCAGGAGCGACUCCUUUCCUCCCAUACUUCCGGUCCCGCGAGAAGCUCUCCCUCCCCUGCGCCGCCAACCGCUUCCGGCCACCGCCGGAACUGCCUGUGGGGGGGAUCUGCCUGGUGAGCGUGGGGGUCUGGGUGGCCGUGGACCCGGCUGGUUUCCAGGACAUUGUGGCUGCCAAGCCUGUGCUGAGUGUGGGUGCCUACCUGCUGCUGGCUGUGGGCAUCGCCCUCUCGCUGCUGGGCUUCCUGGGCUGCUGCGGGGCGCUGCGCCGGAGCCGGCCGCUGCUGCUGCUGUUCUUCGUCCUCGUGAGCCUUGUCUUUGUCACACAGCUCGUUGGGGCUGUGCUCUUCCUGGCACACUGGAAGCAGAUCCGGCCAGAGCUCUUCCUGUCAGAGCUGCGAAGGAGCUACUGCGGGGAUGAGGGUGCUGAGGUCUUCUCCGUGGCUUGGAAUACUCUCAUGGUGACAUUCUCCUGUUGUGGCGUUUUAGGGCCUGAAGAUUUUGGGAACGGCUCCCACUUCCAGGAGCUGCACCCUGGGACGCCCUGGCCGCAGGCGUGCUGUGCCCGGGAUGGGCUCCUGCAGGCAGGCGAGCUGCUGAGCUGGGAGCAGUGCCAGGAAAGGAACCCUGGCUACAUCCACGAGCAGGUAGGGCUACAAGGGCUCCUGCAGCCUGGAGCCUGGGGCACUGCUGUGCUGCGGUUCUGCGCAGCGGUGACUCCCCAGAUCUCCAGCUCAAGCUGCCCCACCGUGGUGCCCCCGACUUGUCCCAACCUCCCUGUCCCUCGGUCUGUCUCUGAGCUCCCUGCAGCCCUGUGAAGCACAAGGAAUGCCUCCAUCGUCUCCCCUCCUGCCCAGGGCUGCUUCCCCACCUUCAGCAAGACCUUGCAGAAGUACACCUCAGUCCCCGGGAUGUGCAGCUUGGCCGUGCUGGGCAUCGAGAUCUUUGCUAUGUUCUUCGCCUUUUGCCUUUACUACAACUUUGACUGAGCAGGAUGCUGGGAGCAGCUCUCCGGGCCACUGGCAGCGCAGCAGAGAUGAGCCAAAUGCAUUGGGAACAGCAGCAGGCAAGGAUGCUCUGUUUUCUUGCAUAUCUCAGCCCAGCUGUGCAGAUCAGUGGCCUUGUUGAGUCCUGUGCCUCCUCCAGUGGGUGGGUAAGGAUGAGGUGGUCGUUAUCCUGGAGCAGGGACAGGGCUCAGGUUCAAAGCUUUACACACAUAUACGUGGACAAGGAGGAAGCAUCAGAUCUGCUCCUGCUGCCAGGAAAAUAGCUGUGACGACACAGAGCCCUGCCUCUAAAAUCUUCAGAGCUGCUCUACCACCAGGGUCAGGAUGUCUGCAUCCUCCAUCCUCCCUCAGCUCUGUUCCACCAUCCCUCACUCCCCCCCUCCUUUGCAUUGCCCCCCUCCCACAACUCUGGGCCCUUUUUGUCCUUUCUCAGCCCUUCCCUCUCUGCUGGUCUUUUCUCUGUCCAGCUCCUGGGGAUGCAACCCAGCUGUGUUAAAUGGUGUAAUCUGCACAUGAAAUGUAAG
This is a messenger RNA of Meleagris gallopavo (turkey), 1790 nucleotides long. The record is from RefSeq and is a predicted model, not a curated record. Lineage: Eukaryota; Metazoa; Chordata; Aves; Galliformes; Phasianidae.